CUCCUCCGCCGCCGCGGCUGCGCGCCGGGAGUCGGGCCGGGCGCUUCGCUGCGUAGGGCCUGCGCGCCUAUGCUGGGCGCCGGACUGCUCCCCCGCGCACUGGGCCGCCCCUGCGGCUGGGCGGGCGGCAGGUCCCGCCUGAGGGCCGCCCUGGGGCUGCCGCAGGGCUGGGGCCGGGGCCGGGGCCCGGGCCGGCCGGCGGGGGUGGCGGUGCCGCCGUGCGCCCGGGGGCUGCGCUGGGCGGGUAAAUUUUAUCAACAUGUCACAACAGAGGCCUCCCAAGCCACCUUAGCCAGCGUGUCUCCUGUUUUUGCAGUGAUGAAGCUUGACAAAGAAGGAAACGCUACUUUUUUUGAAAAGAAGAAAACAGAAUUGUACCAGGAAUUGGGUCUUCAAGCUCGAGAUCUAAGAUUUCAACACCUAAUGAGCAUUGCAACUAGGAACAACAGGAUCAUCAUGAGAAUGGAGUUCUUGAAGGCUGUCAUAACACCAGAGUUUCUUCUGAUACUAGAUUAUCGUAAUUUAAAUCUGGAACAUUGGCUCUUCAAUGAACUAGCAUCUCAGCUGGCUGGGGAAGGUCAACUAGUUACAUAUUCCCUGCCCUUUGAAUUCCGAGCCAUAGAAGCAAUCCUGCAGUACCGGAUCAGCAAACUGCAGGGGAGACUUAACACUUUGCAGCCUCAGAUCCUUGAGACACUGGAAGCUCUAGUGGACCCCAAGCUUUUGUCUGUGGAUAGGAGUAAACUACACAUUCUCCUGCAAAAUGGCAAGAGCUUGUCAGAACUGGAAACAGAUCUUAAAGUUUUCAAAGAAACUAUUCUGGAGAUCUUAGAUGAAGAAGAGUUAAUAGAAGAGCUCUGUCUAUCUAAAUGGACUGAUCCACAAGUAUUUGAGGAGAGUACAUCUGGGAUUGACCAUGCAGAGGAAAUGGAGCUGCUGCUGGAGAACUAUUACAGACAAGCAGAAGAUCUUGCAAAUGAAGCUCGUGAGCUCAGAGUACUGAUUGAUGAUUCAGAAAGCAUAAUCUUUAUCAACCUGGACAGCCACCGUAAUGUGAUGAUGAGACUGAACUUGCAGCUGACUAUGGGGACAUUCUCUCUCUCUCUCUUUGGACUCAUAGGAGUUGCAUUUGGUAUGAACUUGGAGUCAUCUCUUGAAGAGGACCCGAGGAUAUUUUGGCUGGUGACAGGGAUUAUGUUUCUGGGAAGCGGUCUGAUAUGGCGACGCUUGCUUUCCUUCCUUGGGCGGCACCUAGAACCUCCACUACCUCCUCACGUUCCUGCAGUUUUGAAAAAAUCCCAACCAGCAGCUGGAAGAGUGGAGCUAAAGAACAACCUUAAAGCAGAAACAUUUGGGCUGAGCAGAAGCACAUUAACAAACCAAUAGGAACAGCAGGAAUUAAGAGACUUUCACUGUUACAGGGUGGACUUUUGACACUUUCCUCGCAUUUGUUCUUCCUUACUGAAAACUGUAAGAAUUCCUAAACUUGCUAAUUUAAUAUAUAUUUUGUGCCAAAAACCUACGGUGAGAUUUUAAUGCUCACACAAAAGGAGACAAACACAGGGAAAAGGUGACAUGCUUUCCACGGUAGCCUCACCUCCACCCCACGUAUGUUCCAUUAGUUUUCUCUAUCACAUAUAUGUACUUAUUUUGGGGGCAUUCGCAUUUCAAGUGUUUCUGUCAAAUACUCCUUCAUGUAAUGGCCUGCCUUAGAGAGAACAGUAUUUUCAGCUUUAGGGAUGACAGCAUUCAUCAAAAAUUCUGGUUCUGAGCUGCAGAUUUAGGAAUCUGACUUCAAAUGUCAAAGAAAAAUCCACCCCAAAGGUGGCCUUUUUGAUGGAUUUUUUUUUUUAAGGCCAUAUUUAAUUGCAGAGAACAGAUUUUUCAAAGCAAAAAGCAUACCUCCAUCUCUUGUGAAGUACCACCUCUAAAUUGGCAGUAACCAGAAAUGUUUCCCUUAUUUUAAGUAAGCGAUAACAGGCUUUGAAAUGCAGCUACUUAUCUUGGGUAUUCCUUAACAAUUAAUUUAGGCCCAAAACGCAUGCAGUUUCAGUAAGGGGAAAAGCAGGCCUGUUGGUAAUGCACACUUGCGCGUGCAAUCUGCCACUAUUUCAACACGCAUUGAUACAGCUGCAGUUUAACAGCUCCUUGUGUUGUCAAAAGGACUGGGUUCAAAUGCUGGUAAAAAUAACCAGACUGGUUGUUGGUUCCUCUUAAACUGGACUCUGCUUUCUCUCUCGUCGCCCCAAGAAGACAAGACAAAGCAUGGGCUAACCUGCAUCACAGUAAGUAGCCGGGUUAGUAAAGGGUGUGGAAGCCUGGUGUCCUGUGAUGGACUGAAGGAAGGAGUAAAAUUCUUAUGCCCCCUAUUUGUGUUUUUUCUUAGGACUUGUCUCUGAACUCUGAGGGCGUAGUUCUCCACUGGCUUCUCUCAGUCUGUAGAGGGAACACGAAAUCCUUCUAUAUCGGGUCACAAACACAAACACAAACAAACACAAAAUUUGGGGUUUUUUAACCUCUCUGUAACAUCCAGUGAGUAGCUCCUUAGGUGCCACCAGAUAAAUCACUGUACUGGCAGGGGUUGAAAAGACAGUAACUGUAGCUGUGAACAUUUUUACUCCGGACUAACAAGUCAAAAAUGGAAAUUAAAAGGUACAUAAAUUAAAAUUAUGCAGGCCAGCGAUGCUAGCUUGGUUUAAUUGGUUCUACGUAAUUUUCUAACAGUUGUUCUUGCUCUGUAUGUGACUUCAACUACGGAUGUAAAAGGCAUGAGAAGGUGAGAAAAUUAAUGGGAUUUGUAAUGUUUUUGAGGGGGGUUUAACUCAAUUUUUUGCAGCCUUUUUGCUUAGCAGGUAGAGAUGUAAAAAACCUCUAAACUGAGCAAUACAGUGGAAAAAAAACAACGGCUCACCUACCUUGGCUGAUAAACCCCAGGAAAGCCCAGUGCAUGAAGGCACAUGGAUGCUGAUGUUUUCAAGCAAGAUGUAGUUGCAUUAGGUCAGGACUGAAAUGUGUUGGUGCGGCUGUUUGGGAAGCUUUCACGUAAGCUUUCCAAGCACUGUCUUUAGUGCAGAGGCUUCGGCGAACUGUAUUGACUCCUUUUUCUGUACAUAACUGACUUAAAGCACAAUAAAAGCACUGUGAGGAUGACA
Molecule: messenger RNA, 3152 nt
Organism: Chroicocephalus ridibundus (black-headed gull)
Lineage: Eukaryota; Metazoa; Chordata; Aves; Charadriiformes; Laridae
Gene: MRS2
Product: magnesium transporter MRS2
Exons: 11
Coding region: 70-1386 (438 amino acids)
Biological process (GO): mitochondrial magnesium ion transmembrane transport
Cellular component (GO): mitochondrial inner membrane
Molecular function (GO): magnesium ion transmembrane transporter activity
Source: RefSeq, a predicted model, not a curated record